GGCGGCGGGAAACCCCUGUCGCAUGGGUCUCGGAUCGCGGUGGCGGUCGCUGUCGGCAUCGCGCUCGGCUGCGUCUGCGCCUUCCUCUACCCCGACGGCCUCUUCCGCCCGUCUGCCUCUGCCCUCCAAUGGUCGCGCCACGGUGAGGUAUGGGACGCAGGAAGGUCGGCCAAGCAAUCAACUUUGGUCAUGACAUUCCCCAUUUACAUGUUUUCAAUCCUGUUCAUGUUGUGCACAUCAGGACUCAAGGUCCAGCUUGGAUGGCAUUAAGAGCUAGUUCAGAUUGGACUCAAGUUGAGCUCAGUUUAGACUUUAGAGUCCUAAACUCCCACUAUGAGCCAAGUCUGGUUGACUCAACUGCUUGCGAAUCAUCAGGGCGAGUUACCAACCUUGAGUCCCAGUUGGCAUCAUUGGAGAGAAAGAAUGCUGAACUGAGGAGGCAGAUUAAUGAAUUAUCCAUGAAACUUCAAUUGGCUGGACAAGGAAAAGAUGAGACCUUGUACAAGGCUGGUCCUUUUGGAACUGUCAAGGCUUUGAGAACAAAUCCAACAGUAAUGCCUGAUGAAUCUGUUAAUUCCAGGCUGGCCAAGAUACUGGGAGAGGUUGCUGUCAAGAAAGAACUUAUUGUUGCAUUGGCAAAUUCUAACGUUAGGGAGAUGCUUGAAGUUUGGUUUACCAAUAUCAAACGAGUUGGUGUUCCAAACUUCCUAGUUGUGGCAUUGGAUGACAAUAUAGAAAGCUUCUGCAAAUCUAACGGUGUUCUGGUCUACCGGCGUGAUCCUGAUGAAGGUAUCGACAACAUUGCAAAAACGGGUGGGAACCAUGCCGUUUCUGGACUAAAGUUUCGUGUUUUAAGGGAGUUCUUGCAGCUUGGAUAUAGUAUUCUCCUCUCUGACAUUGAUAUUAUUUUCCUGAGGAACCCAUUCGAUCACCUUUACAGAGAUUCUGAUGUAGAGUCCAUGAGUGAUGGCCACAACAACAUGACAGCUUAUGGCUUCAACGAUGUGUUUGAUGAGCCAUCUAUGGGCUGGGCCAGAUAUGCACACACAAUGCGGAUCUGGGUUUACAACUCCGGCUUUUUCUAUAUAAGACCAACAAUUCCUUCGAUUGAACUUCUGGAUCGAGUAGCUGACCGCCUUUCUCAUGAGAAGGCAUGGGACCAAGCAGUCUUCAACGAGGAACUGUUCUUCCCAUCUCAUCCAGGUUAUGAAGGCCUUUAUGCGUCCAGAAGAACCAUGGAUAUUUAUCUAUUCAUGAACAGCAAAGUUCUCUUCAAGACUGUGAGGAAAGACGCUCAGCUCAAGAAGCUAAAGCCAGUGAUUGUGCAUUUGAACUACCAUCCAGACAAGUUAGACCGGAUGAAAGCUGUUAUUGAAUUCUAUGUGAAUGGAAAGCAAGAUGCGCUGCAACGUUUCCCUGACGGAUCUGAAUGAGGAAAUUGCAGAUUUUUCUGGUACAGAAAUAUACACUCGUCAUAUCCUUGUGGUUGUGUGGUCGUCAUAUCAAAGCGUGAAUGUUUGAUGAUCUGAGUGCCAUAUGGAUCCGUUGAGCUUGAGCUAUUUGGACGUCACUUUAGUCUCUACUAACCUCAACAGUUCUGUAGCAAACAUGGAGUAGCUUAGAUGUCUGAUCACAUUUUUCUUUUUAAUCUGAGUUGUUGACAUUGGAAUUUCGAAGCCGUGGUGGUUGCCAUGUACUCAGGCUACCAGCGACAUGCUUUGAUGCUGGUGUUUCCUUGUAUCGUGGUUUGCUCGAGAGUUUGAGAACCAAUUACAGUUUUGAUGAUACGAAUUCGAUAUUUAUCCGCAGUUGAAACAGUGCUGUGGACAGGGUUUGAGCA
Panicum virgatum (switchgrass) is the source of this 1840-nucleotide messenger RNA. Its product is annotated as arabinosyltransferase RRA3-like. The record is from RefSeq and is a predicted model, not a curated record. The transcript has 3 exons. Gene Ontology annotation, molecular function: glycosyltransferase activity. Lineage: Eukaryota; Viridiplantae; Streptophyta; Magnoliopsida; Poales; Poaceae. Bases 150 to 1433 code for a protein of 427 amino acids. Gene Ontology annotation, biological process: root hair cell development.